Molecule: messenger RNA, 780 nt
Organism: Arabidopsis lyrata subsp. lyrata
Lineage: Eukaryota; Viridiplantae; Streptophyta; Magnoliopsida; Brassicales; Brassicaceae
Product: MLP-like protein 31
Exons: 2
Coding region: 85-579 (164 amino acids)
Biological process (GO): defense response
Source: RefSeq, a predicted model, not a curated record
UAACCGGACUCAAGUUUAUCAAAAUAUACUUGUGUGGAGACUAUAUAUACUGGUGAGAGAGAGGGAAGCAACCGGUGAAUAAAUAUGGCAGAGACUACAAAGGAGAUGCCAAAGUCUUCUCUAUGGGGAGAGGUUGAGGUAGAAGUUGACAUAAAAGCUCCUGCUGCGAAAUUCUACCAUGUGUAUGCAGGAAGACCAGACCAUGUCGCUAAAGCAACUUCUAGCAAAGUGCAGGCAUGUGAUCUGCUCGAAGGGGAAUGGGGCAUCGUAGGCAGUAUUGUCAACUGGAACUACGUUUAUGCGGGGAAGGCAAAGGUGGCAAAAGAGAGAAUCGAAAUAGUGGAACCAGAGAAGAAACUAAUAAAGUUUAGGGUCAUAGAAGGAGAUGUUUUGGCCGUUUACAAGAGCUUCUUGAUCACGAUUCGGGUGACCCCGAAGGAAGGAGAGGUUGGAAGUGUGGUGAAAUGGCAUCUUGAGUACGAGAAAAAUGAUGAGAAUGUGCCUCACCCUUAUAAUUUUCUUCCUUUCUUAGCUGAGAUGACCAAAGAGAUUGACGAACACCUCUUAUCUGAGGAAUAGACAUACUCUUUUGAUAUCUGUUUCUCGUGCUCUCGCUAGAUUAAGAUGCAAUAAAGUUUAUGUGUUCAUUGGAUGAUGAUAUGUUUGGUGUUUGCAUAUUUGAUGUUAAGUUUUAUUUUGUAAAUUACAAGUUGCAGCUUGUAACGUUUGCAUACUUGAUUGCUUUCUUUUGGUUUAGUGCUAAAACUUUAUUACUAUGAA